This is a messenger RNA of Harmonia axyridis, 1515 nucleotides long. RefSeq lists its product as uncharacterized. The transcript is spliced from 2 exons. Bases 130 to 1404 code for a protein of 424 amino acids. NCBI's taxonomy places the organism in Eukaryota, Metazoa, Arthropoda, Insecta, Coleoptera, Coccinellidae. The record is from RefSeq and is a predicted model, not a curated record.
AUGACAGCAGUCAACCGUCAGUGACGAUUAUCAUCGAUGAAUUGAACUGUCACAUUUUGACAUGAAUAAAUUCACGAUUCAAAAUUUGCAGUAUGCUUGAAAAUAGACACGUUUUUUUCAUCUUUCCUGAUGGAAACACCUCGACGAAAUAAGAGGACUAACUGCUCACCCAAACCCAGAAAUCCAGACAGCUCCUAUUCGAAAAAUUUGGAUAGAAGUAUCGAUCAUGAGCACGGUCGAAACCUUACAAAUAAGCUGAGUAGAACAAAACAGAACUCUUCUACUGGGUCUAAAAAGAAUCGACAAAUAGUAUCAGUUGGGAAUGAUGGGAAACAAAUAAAUUAUAAAGUACAGAACUACGCCAAGCUACUAUCGGAAAUACCUGAAAAAAUCAGCAGAGAAAAAAAUCGAGAUCAUAUAUUUUUCUCAGCAGCCAACUCCCAGAUCUUCCAAGCAAAAGUUGCCUAUUUUCCAGGAAAGAACUUAGAUGAUAUACGUCAAGUAUUGAGUUCAAACAGCAAGGAAAGAUCGGAUAAUAAUUCAAUCAAGUCAUAUCAGACUAAUAGAGAGAAAACAUUCGGAACACAUCUGAUUGUUCCAAAAAAGAAGACGAAAAAAAUAAAGUUAGUCCAGAAACCCCUGAACACAAUUCAGGAAGUCAACGAGAACGACAAAUCAAAGGAAUCGCUGAAGAGGGCGCUUGAACCAUUUCAAGAUAUGAAGGAAACUUCUUCAAUAAUAAUGACUUAUACUGACCAAAGCGAUGAUUCAAAGCAGGCAUCUGUAGGAAUAAUCGAAAGAAAGGAAUAUAAAUAUAUCCCAAACAACCGAGAAUCGGCUUACGGACAAAAGACUCGCGUCUCUUAUUGUUUUCAGGAAGACGAAUCGAAGGUAAUUUCUAAUGAACAAAGUCAAUCAGAAACAUAUAAAAGUAAACAUUUUCCUGCUGAGUUUUCUCCAUUUUCCUCCCAAAGAGUAUUUCAGAUCAAAGAGAUGUUCGAAAAAUUGUCGAAAACAAAUAAUUUCCAAGAGAAGUCCAUCCCUAAAGUGACACACACGAUCAACGAACCUAUCAAAUCAAUCCCAUUCGAACACACUAUAUCAUGUGAAGAGUGUCGUAGAAUACUGAAAGGUCUCAUAGAAACUGAGAGUAUUUCUGAGAAAGACAUGGCAAUGGCAAUGACAGAUAUGCCGAGCAAUUCGAGUAGAAGCGUUGUUGAUUCUCUUAUCCAAGAGAUUUGCGACAAAAUCAUUAGUGAUAAGGACGAUAUAACUUUCAAGAUAGAAACAAAGAAAACAACUAAAGUUCAGAAGUUGACCUUUCGAAGAAACCGCAAGAAAACAAGGAGGAAGGGAGCAGCUCCACACGAUAUGCAGUUGAAUGAAAAGAAAAAUGGAGCUUGAAGCAUGGUUGAGAAAGAAGAUUUCGAAAUGAAGAAAGAAGAUUGAAUUUUUAUUAGACGAGAGGAUGAUGAUAAUUGGUUUUGUGAUGAAAAUUAAAAUAAUUUUUAGUUA